Molecule: messenger RNA, 1300 nt
Organism: Camelus dromedarius (Arabian camel)
Lineage: Eukaryota; Metazoa; Chordata; Mammalia; Artiodactyla; Camelidae
Gene: ELOVL3
Product: ELOVL fatty acid elongase 3
Exons: 4
Coding region: 161-973 (270 amino acids)
Biological process (GO): sphingolipid biosynthetic process; fatty acid elongation, monounsaturated fatty acid; fatty acid elongation, polyunsaturated fatty acid
Cellular component (GO): endoplasmic reticulum; endoplasmic reticulum membrane
Molecular function (GO): fatty acid elongase activity
Source: RefSeq, a predicted model, not a curated record
UGGACCGCAGCGCAGUGCCUGGAUCUGACACUCUUUGGCUUGCCUCGGAAUUCCUUGGGUUCCAGGUCUGUUCAGUCCUUCCCCAAGGUUCGCUCUAUCCUCUGUCCCCUAACUCUUGUCCAGCUCCCCAAGCUCCCGACGUCAGCGUUUGCAGAACGAAAUGGUCACAGCCAUGAAUAUCUCAGAUGAAAUAGAGCAGAUAUUACAGCCCUACAACUUCGAGAUGUUCCAGGACUUAAGGCCCUUUUUGGAGGAGUACUGGGCAAUCUCAUUUGCCAUAGCUCUGAUCUACCUGCUGCUCAUCUUUGUGGGGCAGAACUACAUGAAGGCACGGAAGGGCUUCAACCUUCAGGGAUCUCUCAUCCUUUGGUCCUUCUGCCUUGCAGUCUUCAGUAUCCUCGGGGCAGUGAGGACAUGGGUCUAUAUGGGGACCUUGCUACUUAGGGGGAGUCUAAAGCACACUGUGUGCUUCACCAACUUCAUCAACCAUCCCAUAAUCAAAUUCUGGUCCUGCCUCUUUGUUCUCAGCAAGAUCAUUGAACUUGGAGACACGGCCUUCAUCAUCCUGCGUAAGCGGCCACUCAUCUUUGUGCACUGGUACCACCACAGCACAGUGCUGGUGUAUACAAGCUUUGGAUACAGGUACAAGGUGGCUGCAGGGGGCUGGUUCAUGACCAUGAACUAUGGUGUACAUGCCAUCAUGUACACCUACUACACUCUGAAGGCUGCCAAAGUGAAGCCCCCUAGGUGGUUUCCCAUGUUCGUCACCAGCCUGCAGGUCCUGCAGAUGUUUAUGGGAGCCAUUAUCGGUAUUCUGACUUUCAUCUGGAGACAGGAGCAGGGAUGCCACACCACAGCGGAAGAGCUCUUCUGGUCCUUCAUCUUGUAUAUGACCUAUUUCCUCCUCUUUGCCCAGUACUUCCACAAAACCUACAUAAUUCCCAGGAUCAAAGCCAAGACCAAAAGCCAGUGAAGGGUUGAAGAAAAAGGAGCCCCAAAGUCUUUUCUCCCCAGGCAUUGAGGUGCUGAGCUUACGUUUGGGAGAAUGAUUAGGAUUCCUUUCCUCCAUGGUUUCCCCAUGAGAUUUGCGCCCCUUGGUGGCAGGAAGUUAUGACAGGCAAGAAGUGUCACCCCCGGGAUGGAGAUGUGAUCUAGUACUCUGAUGUUUCUGUUUUUAAUGUGAAGGCCAAGCAGGCCCUAGCAUGGGGGUUGGACGGAGGAGACUCCCCAGAGUUGAGUUAUUUGUAUUUCCAGAAAUCUUUCUUCUUGCUCUGUUUUGGCAAUUAAAGAUUUCAACAAG